AUGCCGCUGACCAAUUUGUUCCUUCUCUUCCUUUCAGUUCCGGAGCUGCAGAUCGUCAUGGUGGGCAAAACCGGCAACGGGAAAAGUGCGACCGGAAACACCAUUUUAGGGGUGGACGCCUUCCCGUCCCGGCCGGCCUCGAGUUCCAUCACCGCCAAGUGCAAAAUGGUCACGGAGAUCUUGCCGGACGGGAGGCGCCAGGCUGUCAUCGACAUGCCGGGGGUUUUUGAUACCGAGCACUUGGGGCGGAUGACGUGCGCCGAGAUCAAAUGGUGCGUGAAGGUGUGUGCGCCGGGACCCCAUGCCAUCGUCCAAGUCAUCCGCCUGGCCCAUUUCAGCCGGGAAGAGUUGGAGGUGGCCCGGCUCAUCAAAGACAUCUUCAGCCUAAAAGCCAAGGCGUACAUGAUCGUCUUGUUCACCCACAAAGAAGAGCUGGAGGGACGCUCUCUUCACCACCUGCUGUCCGACGAUGACAACUUGGAGCCUCUGCGGUCGCAAAUUCAGAGUUGCAGGAACCGGUGCCUGGCUUUUAACAACCGGGCGGUAUGGUCGGAACGCCGGGCUCAGGUGGAUGAGCUGAUCCAGAUGGUGGACGAGCUCGUGAGGAAGAACGAGCCGAAGCCGUACUACACCAAAGACAUGUUGGAGGUGGACCUAAAGAGCUGGCCGCAGUGGCCAUGUUCCCUCCUGUGA
Molecule: messenger RNA, 693 nt
Organism: Notechis scutatus (mainland tiger snake)
Lineage: Eukaryota; Metazoa; Chordata; Lepidosauria; Squamata; Elapidae
Source: RefSeq, a predicted model, not a curated record